This is a messenger RNA of Xenopus tropicalis (tropical clawed frog), 4828 nucleotides long. It is a transcript of the gene fbxo30, whose product is annotated as F-box protein 30. The record is from RefSeq and is marked provisional. NCBI's taxonomy places the organism in Eukaryota, Metazoa, Chordata, Amphibia, Anura, Pipidae. Gene Ontology annotation, molecular function: ubiquitin protein ligase activity; zinc ion binding.
CCGGGGUUCGGAAGCACUUGGAUACAUCACGGAGGCUCGGCCACGUUAAAGCUGUGGGUUUUUUUGGCAGUAGCAGUCAAGGAAAGUGGAGGCCACGGUCGUCUCAGCAGCUGUACCCCAAGCGGCAGCGAGUCGCUGAGACCCAGCCUUACCAUGGAUGAAAAACCUCAACAUUCUCAUUGUGUCAACUGUGUCAGCCGACGUUGUAUGAUCAGGCCUGACAAUGGAGUUUCCUGUGAUUUAAUUGGGUGUCCGCAUGUUUGUGGGGCAGUCUUUCAUUCCUGUAAGGCUGAUGAACAUCGGAUUUUGUGCCCCCUUGAAAGAGUGCCUUGCUUAAAUAAUGGCUUUGGAUGCCCUUUUAUUGUGACCCGUAACAAGCUAGCAGAGCAUUUGCAAAUAUGUCCUGCAAGUGUAGUAUGCUGCACUAUGGAAUGGAAUAGAUGGCCAGUAAGUUAUGCUGACCGCAAAUCUUAUGAAAACCUGAGUAAAGAUGUUGAUGAAGUAGAGCAGCUGGAUAUGGCCUUAGCACUCCAAGAUCAACGGAUGCUUCUGGAAUCCCUUAAAGUGGCAACUAUGAUGCCAAAAGCAACCGAAAAGCUUGGGUCGCUAGAACAAAUUUCUGUUGAAUCUGUUAGCUGUGAUAAGCCGACUGCAAAUGGAAUUGCAAAUGGGUUUGCUAAUGAAAUCACAAAUGGAAUUGCUAGCGAACUUGCAAAUGGCAUGGCUAAUGAAAUUACAAAUGGAAUUGCUAGUGAAAUUGCAAAUGGAAUUGCACAUGGCAUUUCUGAUGAUGACGAUUCAUACAGUGCACUAUAUCAAGCUACUGUAGAGACCACUAAAAGUUUAGCAGCAGCACUGGAUAUUCUUAAUAAUGCCACAAGAGACAUUGCCAUGCUGAAUGGAAGGUUACGAGAGGCAAGCUGCGAGAUGAACAGAAAUUUUCAGUUGUCUGAACAGAGUUGCAUAGGUAAUUAUGGCAACAAAGAUCAGGAAUAUGAAGAGGAAGAAAAUAUUGAAGCUGUGGGUGGCAUUGCCUGCAGCUCCGUAAAACAUGUGCAUCAGAAUGGUUCAAGUGAUUUCUACCCUGGGUCAAACGGCAGUUAUGAUCUAGUUAAUGAAGAUGUUCAAGUAAGUAAUCCAACCCUUUUGUGCAAUGGCUUUCACAAUCAAAAUCCAGGAGAUGUGCACACUUUUCAGUCUAGGCAAAAUGGUGAUUGUGAUUUAGAAAUGGAUUCUGAGGAGGUCUUGCUUAAUCCAAAUAAACCCUUGUCUGCUGUAGUACAAGAAUCGGAUAUGGUGAAUGGUGUUAAGCUUGAGGGCACUGAAAAAGAUCAAAGGCUGGAUGGAAAAGAGGAGCAAGGACUGAGGAAUGUAGCUGUUUUUGGUAGACGUCCUUUUCUUGUUGAUGCUCACUGGUUUAAAGCUAAAAUGGAAGACAAAGCGGUUGAUACAGCAGAUUUGGACCUUAAGGAAGAUCCCAUGGGUCUUAAUGGAAUUGACCUUAUUACAGCUGCUUUGCUUUUUUGCUUAGGGGAUUCACCUGGGGGAAGAGGCAUUUCAGACAGUCGUAAUGUUGAUGGCUAUCGUGUUGAUUUUGGAACACAGACUUUUUCUUUUCCUUCUGCAAUACUUGCUACAAAUACAAUGGUUGGCGAUAUUGCCUCAGCUUCUGCAUGUGAUCAUGCAAAUCCACAGCUUUCUAACCCCAGUCCUUUUCAGACACUUGGUCUGGAUUUGGUGCUGGAAUGUGUUGCAAGGUACCAAACUAAACAGAGAUCUAUGUUUACAUUUUUAUGUGGGCAACUAUUUAGAAGAGAUGAAUUUUCUUCUCAUUUCAAAAAUGUUCACGGCGAUAUUCAUGCUGGUCUCAAUGGUUGGAUAGAGCAAAGAUGUCCUUUGGCGUAUUAUGGAUGCACAUAUUCCCAACGCAGAUUUUGUCCUUCAACACAAGGGUCAAAGAUUAUUCACGAUCGACAUUUAAGAUCAUUUGGAGUUCAGCCUCAUUUAUCUAGUUUAUUUGAAAAUGCAAGGAGUUAUUCAGUAGGACUGUCACUUGAUCAUUUUAGUAGUUUACCAUACGAGGUUCUCCAGCACAUUGCAGGAUUCCUCGAUGGCUUUAGUUUAUGCCAAUUUUCUAGAGUAUCUAAACUUAUGAGGGAUGUUUGUGCCAGUUUGCUUCAAGCCCGUGGAAUGGUUGUUCUUUUGUGGGAAAAGAGACAGUACCCUUCUGGAAGUUCUUGGCAAAUCAAAGAAAAGGUUUGGAGAUUCAGCACGGCUUUCUGCACUGUGAGGGAAUGGAAAUUUGCUGAUAUUGUGAGCAUGGCUGAUCAUUUGAAGAAGUGCAGCUACAAUACUGUAGAGAAAAGAGAAGAGGCUGUUCCUCUUCCAUGCAUGUGUGUGACUCGAGAACUCACUAAAGAUGGCCGAUCACUUCGUUCUGUCUUGAAACCUGUCCUUUAAUUAUCCCAAAAAGGGAGAACACCGUCUGCACAAACACUCAAGCACCGAUUUUAACCUCUAUACAGUAUAGUUUGUGACACUUUAAUAUUAAACUCAAAUCCACUCUCACUGUGUAUAUAACAAUGGUUUUGGAAGUGAUGUUUAUUUUUAUAUAAAAAAGUAAAGUGUUUUAGUUGGAAGUUUAAGAAAUGCCUUAAUUCUUGCGGGACAGUUGAAUCGGCUGGAUACUGACCAUCUCAUCGGACUUUUACAAAUUUUCCCUGAUCAACAGGUUAGCAGUUUGCUGGCCCACUAGUGCCGUUACUCUAAAAAAUGUAAGGAAGUGUUCAAAGAACAAUACAAAAACUUCAUAGUCACAUCUCCGACCAAAAACAGUGAAAAGAAUGUAGUGGGUUUCCGCAGUUAAAUGAAAUGAAUGCAGGUAAACUUGCACAAGGCCAGACCUCUAGAAAUAUUCCGUCCAGUUACUGAGUCGUAAGACUGGCUUUUCACCAAAACAGUACGGAUAAAAUUGCUGGGGGAUCUGGGUUCUGUAAUGGUGCCAUUUGUCUCUGUUUAUCUUUUGUCGUAUUCAUCAUAUGCACUUAAAUUUAAGCAGUUAUACAGUGAAAGUAAGCAUACUCAACAUUAGCACUUUAUAUCGAUUUGUAUCGAGGCUCGGGAUGCUUUCUACUGCAGUAGGGAACAAUAUGAAGUUUGAUCAUGCUGAGCUGAUAUUCACUAUAAUAGUAUUUCCCUUAGAAAAUGUGUUGCAGUGUGUCUGUACAAGUUUUUUUGCACUCCCAACAUAUUUACUUGCAGAAGAACUCAUUCAAUAAAAAGUAUGCAGAGUCUUCAGUUUUAACCUUCAUUCAGUAUGGCUUUGUUUUACAUAUUUUAAAUUACACUUUUCUCUUUUAUUAAAGGCUCUUUUUAAAAGUAAAAAAAAAAAUUGGAAAUCAUUUUAAAAUAUAUUUUUCCAUUUUGUUUUGCUUUAAAAUAUAUUUUUUGCAUAGCAAAUUUCGAGUCUACUUCCAGCCUGGCAGUGACCAUGUCUUCCAUGAAAUGCUUGAGUGCCUUUCAGGCAGAAAAUGCUGACUUGCCAUCUAAGCAAUGCUGCCUUCCGUGCAUGGCAGGGGCAUCCAACCUGCGGCCCAGCAGCUGUUGCAACUCUAUAACUUUCAUAAUCCCUUAGCAGUCGGCAGCUGGGAAGCCUUAUGUCGGAUGUCCCUGGUGUAAAGCGAUUCAACCUGAAAUAUUUUCUAUAUUGUGAUCCCUUGUCUCAAUACUCCAAUGCACAAAUCCCUAAAUUAACAAGCAUAGAUCAGUGAACCCACAGCAUGUUUUAUUGCAGUUACAGAUGUGUUAUAAAUCAUCUUUUUUUGUGUGUGUGGGGGGUGGGAGAUGUUGAUAGGGAACAGUUUACAAGAAUGUGCAGUGUAAGUGAUAAUGAGCUAUGUUACUGUAAUUGUGCUUUUGGUUUGUAGCAUCAUGAAAUGUUUUCAGUUAAUGGGUAAGUACUCCCCUUAAAGCACUUUGCAUAUGCAGUAUUUAAUGCCAUUGCGAUGAAUGUAAUCCAGUUGGAACUAUGGCUGUUGGUGCCUUGCUAUGUGCUGUGCAUUGCAACUGAAAGCUGCUACAACUUGAUAAAAUGCCCAGUGGCAAGGUGGGUGAAACAAGAGCCAUCAUCACUUAUGUGUUACUUCUGGCUUUCUACCAGCAAUGCUGAGUAAAAGCUCCCAGGUGAUUCAAAGAACAAGUUUGAAGUAUUUGCGUAUAUCUAAUAAAACAUUCUCUUUAUCACCGCAGCUGUUAGAAUUUAAUAUAUAUAUUUUUUUUUUGUAUUUAAUAAAGUAACUAUUUAAAGUAACUAAAUUAUUGCCAACUUGGUAACUGCAACAUUUUAUGCACUACAUUCCUCCAUUAGAUACGUAUUCCCCCUGACCCUCGCCCACCCCCUGAAAGCAUUCUAAUAUCAAUUAUAGGUUUUUUUGUUGUGGGGAACAUUACAUGGAGAAUUAAUUUGUGAUAAGGAACAAACUACUCCCAGUAUUCUAUAUCAGCUCUGGCUGGGAUUUGUUGUUGAACUGCUGCAGGGUUCAGAUAUAAUAUCCUUCUACCUUAUGGGCUCUCUUUCAUGUAACUUGGAUAAAAUAGACUGGUGUAUCUUUGAACCACUCCUCCCAGCCAUAUCUGUAGUCUGAUGACAAUACAUUGUCAAGCAUGUUGCAUAUAUUGUGAUAAAUUAUCUAAUAAAGCAUUUUUUGUUUUAAUUUAAAAUUUGAGAAAGAUCAAACUUAUUUGAUUCUGUUACUUAAUAUCACUGUUGUAUUCAAAAUACUUUAUUUUCUACUAUAUAUCUGUGUCUAAUAAACUCUAAUAAACAUCU